Oreochromis niloticus (Nile tilapia) is the source of this 4086-nucleotide messenger RNA. RefSeq names its product transcription factor 7 (gene tcf7). Bases 419 to 1942 code for a protein of 507 amino acids. NCBI's taxonomy places the organism in Eukaryota, Metazoa, Chordata, Actinopteri, Cichliformes, Cichlidae. Gene Ontology annotation, biological process: regulation of transcription by RNA polymerase II; canonical Wnt signaling pathway. Gene Ontology annotation, cellular component: beta-catenin-TCF complex; chromatin. The transcript has 12 exons. Gene Ontology annotation, molecular function: DNA-binding transcription factor activity, RNA polymerase II-specific; RNA polymerase II cis-regulatory region sequence-specific DNA binding. The record is from RefSeq and is a predicted model, not a curated record.
CGCCCCUGGAAGUCAUGAAUAACGUCUGUUCGCCUGAGCUGGAAGAGGUGAUGUCUCUUUAAGAAGCUCAGCCCUCUGCCGAAACAAUUGUACAACCCCCCAACAAGUCAUCGGGCCUGUCAAUCAUCCGGUCGGCGCCCUUUGAUGUCGGACUCCUCGCCUUGUCUUGGGCUCAAAUGAGCUGUUUGCUGCUGUAGGGAAACAUUAGUCUUCUACCAACCAACCAGCCGGGGGACGCCACAUCUCAACUUUUUUCUGUAUGCGGUGGGGGUUUCUGUACUUCGGAGGCGUCCCAGACUGAGGAGAUUUUAACAGAGAAGUCCCGCUGAAUCUUUUUCUUUCUACUUUUUUAUUUUUAUUUUUUGUCAGUAUCAUUUUUUAAACGUGUAUAACAUCGAAGAGGAGGGGGGAAGUAGACAUGCCUCAGCUUAGCAGCGGCGGCGGGGACGACCUGGGAGCCAAUGAUGAGAUGAUAUCGUUUAAGGACGAAGGAGAGCAAGAGGAGAAAAUCCAAGAAAACGCGUUCACGGAGAGAGACCUGGCCGACCUCAAGUCCUCUCUGGUGAACGAGUCGGAAAUAAAUCAAAGUCCGAACGCAGCGGCGGUCAGACGGGGACAGCAGGGCGAGCAGAGGGGCUUCCCAGACAAACACCGGGAGCAUCUCGACGUUGUGUCGAAGCAGCAAGAUGGAGGUAUGUACAAGUCGCCGGGAUAUCCAGGGUACCCGUUCCUGAUGCUGCCAGACCCCUAUCUCCCCAACAGCUCCGUUUCUCCAUCUUCUAACAAAGUCUCGGUGGUACAGCAGUCUCACGGGAUGCACCCACUGACCUCCCUCCUGCCCUACAGCAACGAUCACUUCAGCCCGAGUUCUCCUCACCUGCCCACAGACAUGAGCCAGAAGACAGGCGUUCACAGGCAUCAGUCCCAGGACCUCUCAGGAUAUUACUCCCUCCCUCCUGGUGGCGUCAGCCAGAUCACUCCCUCGAUGAGUUGGUUUUCUCACUCGCUGAUGCUCGGCCCAUCGGGCAUGCAUCCUACAGGGAUCCCCCAUCCAGCCAUAGUGCCCCCUACAGGCAAACAGGAGCACGAGCAGUAUGACAGGAGCAUGUACGUGAAGCCACAGGUGGAGCCCAAGCGGGAGAAGGAGCCCAAGAAGCCGGUCAUCAAGAAACCUCUGAACGCCUUCAUGCUUUACAUGAAGGAGAUGAGGGCAAAGGUCAUCGCCGAGUGCACAUUAAAAGAGAGCGCAGCCAUCAAUCAGAUCCUGGGACGAAGGUGGCACGCACUGACCCGGGAGGAACAGGCCAAGUACUACGAGCUGGCCAGAAAGGAAAGACAACUGCACAUGCAGCUCUACCCAACUUGGUCUGCUAGGGACAACUACGAGGCGGGCCUUAGCGGGGUCGCAGGGGAAAAGAAUAAAGCUGAUUGGGGCAAGAAGAAGAGGAGAAAAAGGGAGAAGCAGCAGGACUCCAACACAGACCCGGGCUCUCCUAAGAAAUGCCGGGCUCGCUUCGGCCUCAACCAACAAACGGACUGGUGCGGUCCUUGCAGGAGGAAAAAGAAGUGCAUUCGCUACCUUCAAGGAGGAGGCUGCCCCAGCCCAACUUCUUCAGAUUUAAGUGCUAUAGACUCUCCCCCGUCCCCUUCUCCCGCCCGACACCGUCUCUUCCAGCACCAGCGGCCCCCCUCCCCGGGCUGCUCCCCGCCGCCCACCUCCCCUUCGGCACGUCUCCCCUUGUCUCCGCCAGCGCAUGCACUCUCACACACGCGCUUAACUCCGGAGCAGUCUGCCGGCAAACGCGGCGACCUCCGCCCGCCCGCAGCAAAGCACCCCCACGCACACCCGGAACUGUCCAGCAAGCAGACGCACAGCUCGUUGGUGCUGUCGGCCGCCAAGGCCGCAGGACUCUCUCUCAAAGUGCUAACGGAGACCCAGUGAUGGCCGUGGUCUGCUCGCAUCAACAACCCCUGCACUCCUCAGCUUCCUCCAGAGCCGUUACGAUCAUCCUCAUCAGCUGACAUCAGUCUUAUGUACACCCCCUCCCCCGAGGUUCAUUUGAUGUUACAGAAAAAGGAGCAAGUUGAAGGCAUCGACCCCUCCCCUACCCUACCCUAUCCUCAGUAGGACAGUAGCUGUCUCUUAGUUCAGAGGCUGGAUUCUUCAAUAUCUGCAUUUUUACAACGGUCACCAAGUCCUUCUCAAAGAGAUCUGUCACGUGACAUUACAUUAAGCUGAGGACACAAGCCAAUCUGAAGGAUCCAGCCGCUGAACUGGUGACCAUAAAUCCACCAGCUUUAGAACACAUAGUAGCGAGCAAUGCUAAUGUGCAUGCAAAAACAAAACAAUAAAAAAAUUAUUGCGGUUCUUUGGCUCCACCUGCUGCAGUUAAACUCAACUGAAGUGAUUAUCAUACCUUAUGGAUAAGUAACUCCAUAGCGAUGACAAUCUGACAUACUUUUACACUUAAAGCUUCACCAUCACAUCUAUCUCCUGGAAAUGUUAUCACCCAUUUAUAAGAACCACGAGAGGGGAGCAAGGACCAACUACCACCCAACCUGACCAGCAGAACCUCAGAUUCCAAGAGGCAUGGAUUCACUUUCAUUAGCUGCCAUUUCACAGUCUGACUCUAAGUUUCCCCCUUUUUUUUCAAACAUUUUUAUGAAUACUUGUGCAGCUUCUUUGACAAAAAAAUAUUAUAAAUACAUAUAUAUAUAUAUAUAUAUGUUUCCAGCAGUUUUAAAAAGAAAAUUCUGAAGUUCACAUUACUUUUAGGCACUUUCAGGCUGUCAAUCUAUGGCUUCACCAACUGUUACAUUGUUUGUGUUUUUGCAUAAUUAGUGGUAUUUUUUGUAUGAAUCUCAUGAUUUUUAAGGUCAGGCUUUCUACAGGUGGGAAUCCCUCAGAAGAGUGUUGUCUUUUUUUUUUUUAAGUCUUGUUUUCCUUUGAACAUUUUCCAGUGCAGCAGAUUAAACUGAGACCAAAUGGGUACUAUUAUAUUGCAUUGUGUUGUAAAGUUUUAUAAUUAAACUUUUAUAUGGUUUUAUGUAAAAAAAAAUUAAAAAAGUUUUAAAAAAAAAAUCUAUUCUUUAAAAAAAAAAAAAAAAAAAAGAAGAAGUUAGUUUCUACCAUUUCUUAAAGGAAUAUUUGUUUGUCCUGUGCAGUUUUUUUUUUUUUUUUUGGUCAAGUGUCAUGGUCUUACUCUGCAUUUUUACGGCUAACGUAACAGACAUUGAUUAUUAUAAUUUUUUUUUUAAAGGCUUUAAUUUUCCUUUCUGCUUCCAGCUUCCAACUCUGUGGACAAACUAUAAGCUGAGUUUUUUGUGCAGCAAUAUAGUUUCCCUCCACCAGAGAGAGCUAUUGUGCUAGAAGUAGUUUGCAAUAGUGGCAGCACCUCACAGAUCUCAAGCUUUUUUUUUCCUUUUUCUUUUUUUAAAUGCCUUUGAUGUGUUACUGUGUUUUUGACUGUUGUAAUAAAGUGUUUUGAUUAUUUGGUCCAUGAUUCCUUGAGAUUUAGACCCCCACCAACCAAAACUAAAAACAACAAGUGACAGACAACAUCCAUUUAAUGUUUUAUUUACUCCUUCAGUAUGUUUGAGCAUCCCAAAAACCAGCAUCAGAGCUUAACUGGGAAAAGUUUAACUCACUACAACAGGGCACGUGUUACCCAACGCUGUGUGAUAACACAAGUACUUCGAGUCCAGGGGGACAUUAUGCAUUUAAAAACAAAGUCAUCUUUCUACCUCAAACUUCACUUUUCCUAUAAACGGCUCCUUGACAUGGUUUCACAAAAUGGACACAUUUACAGAGCAAAAAGAAGAAAACAAAUUCACCCUCACAUAUCCAUUGUCAAAAAAAGCAUUUUAUUCAUUCACUUAACCUAAAAGAAAACAAAAUGUCAAGUUUUUUUUUAAAAAAAAGUCAGAGCAAUUAAUAACAGGGGAAAUCUGAGGAGUCUUCGAAUCUUUAAAAGGAUACAAAGCCGUGAAACCAGGACUAUUUAUUUUAUGUCAAUACACAACGUGAGUGUGCGCGAACAGAAGAGCUUGGCUUUAAAUUAAUGACACCACACAGGCAAGUUAAAA